AUGUCAAGCAAAACAACACUAGAAACAGAUGAAGGGCAAGAUGUUAUGAUGAACAAUGAUACGGAGUUUUCAUCUCAUUCGGUUGUCGAUCCAUGCAUUUUUUGUCCUUUAAAAAAUUUAGGUAACACCUGUUACUUUAACGCUGGAGUACAACUUCUUGUCAAUUGUCCUUCCUUUGUAUACAGUAUCUGCAACUCCCCGUUUCGUCACACACAAUUACUGCACCGUGCAUUGCGGCUGCGUCGACAUUGUAGUACUAGUUCACAGAACUUAUUUCAGGCCUUUGCAGAACUCGUCUACCAAAUGGAGUUUACACCAUUAUCACGUGAUGAGUCUAUUUCACCAUUGCGUGCAUUAGAGUCUCUCGCCGCCGUACAUUCCGCCUUUGAAGGACGUCAGCAGCAGGACUGUCCAGAGAUGGUAAAUGUUAUUAUUGCCAAUGUAUCUGAAGAGAGUAGACAAGAAGUGGAUUUGGACACACUGCUGAACUCAUUUGAAACCGACGCGGUUGCAGUUGCGGCUUCAGAUGAGGAUUUAUUAGAGGAUUAUUCGGUACCUUCUCCCACGAAUGAAUUGUUUUUACAAUAUCAAUAUCCAGGUAGUUGGUGGUAUUUCAAUAUUCUGCGACUCAUGCGUAUGGUAAAUAAAGAGAAUGAGUUAUUAGAACGCAAAGAAAAAGAUAGAAAAAAACAACCAUACGAAAAUACUUUUCGUCCACCGAAACUUUUUGUAAAUAGCGCUGCCGAUUGUUUUACUGGGUACUCAUUAUCUGAAGUACAAUGUCAUGCUUGUGGAAAUACUUCUCGAAUAGUUGAGGAGUUUUCAUCCCUUACUAUUGAUAUUCCAUCAGAUGCUCAGCGAUUACGUUACGCUCGAGCACAUCCAGAAAUAAAACGUGUAGGUCCUGAUGGAGUUUCCCCACAACAAAAACGUGCAUCCGGGAAUCAUUGGAUGAAUCCACUCGCAUGGGUAGGUACAUUAGCCCGUUGGUUCUUUGGUAUCUUUACUGGUUUUUCAAGUUCUGUAAAUUAUCCCGUUACAUUACAAGAAUGUCUGGAUGUCCAUUUUGAACCUGUUUUGUUAACUGGCAAUAAUAAAUAUCAUUGUGGCUCAUGUAAUUCUACAUCAGAGGCUACAAAACGUGAAACACUUCUAUCGCUUCCAGAUUACUUAUUAGUACAAAUGAAGCGGUUUGAGUAUGGACAUUGUUUUAAUACAAAGAAAAUAGACCCUGUUAUUUUUCCAGUUUCUUGGAAUACAGGAGAUGCACAAUCGAAUGAAGUAUUGCGACUUGGGGACUACCUCCACGAGAGUGUGGCGACGCCAAAGUCUACAUUGCCAUCUUCAUGCAGAGAAAAUGCUGAACCCACUAUGGAUGCCGCAGAGGGAUUAGAAGCGGAAUCCGAACCAGAGGCAGCAGCAGCAGGAGUAGGAGGAGAAGGAACAGUAGAAACCGCAAAGGUACCAGUUGGAACAAGAAUGAGAGGAGGACGUUCUCAUGGGUGUACGGAUAGUGAUUACGCUUCCCCUUCUGAUAGAGUGAAUGGACUUCACAUGACACCACAGUUUCCCAUUCACACUUACUCGUUAGAGGCUGUAGUUAAUCAUCAUGGUUCUAUCAGAGGAGGUCACUAUACAGCCUAUGCACAUAAAAAGACAGAACAAAGUGAUGUCUGGGUGUAUUUAAAUGAUGAUGAUAUCACUACUGCUUCGUUGAGUGAAGUUGCCGAUUCAGAAGAGUAUUUAUUAUUGUAUAAGAAACAACCACUUCAUCAGCGGUCUGAUCUCUUUUAUGAACUUCGCAAUUGUGCACGUCUGCUUCUAGCGACACCACCGCAGGAUGUGUCAGAUGUAACAACUGAUCGGAUUAUGUUUACAAGUGAAAAAUUGAAUUCAAAAGGUGAUGUUCAAAGUGAGGAUGAAGAGAUAGUAUUUAUCUCUCGGCCAUGGUUAGAGCGAAUGGCCUUUAUGGAAGAACCAGGUCCUAUUUUAAAUCGUCUUUGCUACUGUUCAGAGGAACAAAUUCGUUCUGAAAUGGAAUUACAGCGGCAAAAACACGAACAAGAGCAGCGAGAAGAGAGUUCUUCCUUUACUGGUUUGCCUGUUCACGUUCAUGGGCCACCAGUGGAAUGGUUUUUCGUUCCUCUUCAGCGCAAAGAAUAUAAUGCAUUCUAUAGGGUUUAUGGGGGUAAUCUUGCAGUGACGCAGAAGGAGUACAAAAGGGUACAACAGGCCCAACAUGAUGUGGCAUAA
Messenger RNA from Trypanosoma theileri, 2253 nucleotides. Its product is annotated as ubiqitin hydrolase. Gene Ontology annotation, molecular function: cysteine-type deubiquitinase activity. Gene Ontology annotation, biological process: protein deubiquitination. The record is from RefSeq and is a predicted model, not a curated record. NCBI's taxonomy places the organism in Eukaryota, Euglenozoa, Kinetoplastea, Trypanosomatida, Trypanosomatidae. The transcript has a single exon. The coding region runs from base 1 to 2253 and encodes 750 amino acids.